AUGAAGUCGGCAUGCAGAAAGCUUGGAAUCAAGAAAUGGCCCUACAGAUCAGUUCAGAGCAAGCAGAGCGCAAGCCGAACAACGUCAAAAGCAUGCAGAACAGGCUCGAAAACUGCAUGCAUGGUGGACGAUCAAACUUUCAAGGAUGCGGAACUCCUUGCGGAGACUCUGAAGCUGCUCCAACAAAGCGGUGGAUCGGACGACCAGAACAAGAGCUCGUCAGUUGCCAACCUACUGAACUAA
This is a messenger RNA of Guillardia theta CCMP2712, 243 nucleotides long. RefSeq lists its product as hypothetical. The coding region runs from base 1 to 243 and encodes 80 amino acids. The transcript has a single exon. NCBI's taxonomy places the organism in Eukaryota, Cryptophyceae, Pyrenomonadales, Geminigeraceae. The record is from RefSeq and is a predicted model, not a curated record.